Tetrahymena thermophila SB210 is the source of this 993-nucleotide messenger RNA. Its product is annotated as zinc-binding dehydrogenase family oxidoreductase. Lineage: Eukaryota; Ciliophora; Oligohymenophorea; Hymenostomatida; Tetrahymenidae. Gene Ontology annotation, molecular function: oxidoreductase activity. The record is from RefSeq and is a predicted model, not a curated record. The transcript has a single exon.
AUGAGAGCUAUUAAUAUCGCUAAAUACGGAGAUCCUAUCAUCGUUAAGUAAAUCGCCAAACCUAAGUUGGUUGGCCCUAAAGAUGUUUUAAUUAAAAUGCACUAUGCCCCUAUUAAUCCUUCUGAUAUCUUUUAUUUGAAGGGUGUCUAUGGAAUUAAGAAACCUCUACCUACAACUGGUGGUUUCGAAGGAUGUGGUAUAAUCGAAGAUGCUGCUAAUAAAUCUUUAAUAGGAAAGAAGGUAAGUUGUUGGGCUGGAGAAGACAACUAUAACUAUGGUACUUGGGCUGACUACUUCUUGACAGUUGAAAAGGACUGUAUCAUUUAUAAUUAAAAUGAAUAACUUCCUGAAUAAGACUGGCAUAAAUUUUCUUCCCCUUUCAUUAAUCCCUUCACAGCUUGCUCAUUCUUAGACUUAGCUAGAGCAAAGAAAGCAGAGUGUGUUGUCUUUUAAGCUGCUUCUAGCGCUGUUGCAAGAAUGGCUAUCAAACUUUUCCACUAAGAAGGAAUUAAGAGUAUUGCAAUAGUUCAUGAGAAGAAUUACUUAGAAGAAAUAAAAGAAAUAGGAGCUACUCACGUUUUCCAUGAUUAAGAUGAGCACUUAGUUGAACAUCUCUAAGAAGUAAUCGCUAAAGAAAAAGCUAAAAUGUUGUUUGAUCCUAUCACUGGUCCUCUAAGUGGAGCAAUUUUCAAUGCUCUUAAGGCUGAUGGUUAAUUAGUAACUUAUGGUAAAAUUCAUAGAAAUAUGCUCUGCGAUAUUGAUCCUCCUGGUCUCUUCUUCAAAAGAAAGUCAAUUAGAGGUUUCUGGUUACCUGACUACUUAAAGGAAAAGACUCCUCAAGAUGUCGAGAAAUUCAAAUAACUUGUUCACGACAACAUUCACACAAUAUUCUAAACAAGAGUUAAUAAAGUUUUCCCUCUUGAACAAAUUGAAGAAGCUUAUCGUGAAUCAGCUAAGCAUGGUGAAUUAGGAAAGAAUAUAUUGAAAUUCUGA